GAGUGCCAUAUCCAAGGGAGCCCUUUGCCCAGCUUAUCUGAGCAAACCCUCUCUCUCUCUGCGCUCUUGGCUUGCACACCCUCCACAAUGUGCACGGGGAAGUGCUCCCGCCUGGUAGGCCUCACCUUGGUGGCCUCUGCCCUGGCCUGCUUGGUAGCCAACAUCCUGCUGUUCUUCCCCAAUGCUGAGAGACAGUGGACGCCGGACCACAUCACGCUGCAGGCCUGGCUCAUGGGUGGCCUUGCCGGCGGGGGGCUGAUGGUGAGUGGCCCAGAUAGGGGAGGGCGUCUGUUUCAGGGGUCUUCCGUCCAGGACCCUCUGGUGGGGGCGGGGGCAAAGGAGGAGGCUUGGCUCACUUUUUUGAGCUGCCUGGACCUGGCCUGGAAAACCAGGAGUCCGCAGGUACCCCUGAAAGUGUGCCAGGCUGACGUUCUUGGGGGGGCGGGCAGGACCUCUUCACACCUGCAGGCAGAGCACCCGCUGGAUUGCAAGGGGAGGGGGAGCCUUGGGGGGAGGGAGACCCCCGCUCCCAGCUGCCCUCCAGCCUCUUUGCAAGCAGCUCUUUGCGAGCUGUGCCCCCCCUCCCCCGGCCAGGAGGGCUGUGCCGGGCCCGCCUGCUCCCCGCAAUGCUCAGCGCCCGCUCCUUCUGGACUUUGCGGGAAUCGCUGCCGGAUGCUGCGCUCUGUCUUCUGCUCUAUUUUUGGGGGUCUUGGGGCCAUCUACUGCGUGGUGGUGUCCUCCACAGCACUGGCUGAUGGGCCCUGGUGUGAAACAACUUCCAAGAAGUGGGAAUCUCCUUUCAAAAAUCUCAGUGAGAACUAUCUGCAAAACAAGAUGCUGUGGGACAUGUGCAUAAACCCACCCUCCAUAGUCCUCUGGCACAUAGUCCUGUUCUCCAUCCUGCUGGGCCUGGGUCUGCUGGAGGUGGUGCUGUGCGGCGUGCAAGUGGUGAACGGCCUCCUGGGGACCCUGUGUGGCGACUGCCGCAAGGCCACUGAUCGUGCCGGGGAAGGCUUGUGAGACCGCAAAGACCGGCCAGAGUUCUUGCACCCGCUUGCCUCCCUCCCCAAGCCUCUCAGCCGGAGGGAGUGCAAUCUUGCUGGUUUAUUGGAAGAUCCGGAAAUAAACAGCUCUCUCUGCUGCAA
This is a messenger RNA of Python bivittatus (Burmese python), 1145 nucleotides long. Lineage: Eukaryota; Metazoa; Chordata; Lepidosauria; Squamata; Pythonidae. The record is from RefSeq and is a predicted model, not a curated record.